UUCAAAACCAGAAUUAAAAUAUUAACAGAUAAAUCCAGAUCACAGACUAGAAAUAUUAUUGUAUAUAUAAAUACUUUAUGGUUUGCGGACCGACGAAAAUUCAUUAAAGCAUCCCUUCUACAGCGGUUCUGGAUUUUGAGGAUAAUUUUUACGGUGUCUAAGAGGGAGAGAAGAUGAAGAUCACGGCUUUGCUGGUAUUAAAAUGCAAUCAGGAGGGUUCUGAUCCGGUGAUAUUAGCGAAUGCAUCGGAUGUGAGCCGUUUUGGGUUCUUCCAGAGGUCUAGCGUCAAAGAGUUUAUUGUCUUCGUGGGUCGGACGGUGGCGAAACGGACCCCACCUGGACAACGCCAGUCCGUGCAGCACGAAGAGUACAAGAUCCAUUCAUACAAUCAGAAUGGGUUGUGUGCGUUGGGUUUUAUGGAUGAUCACUACCCAGUUCGAAGUGCAUUUUCAUUGCUCAAUCAGGUCCUCGAUGAAUACCGAAAGACUUUUGGCGAUUCCUGGAAAAUUGUACAAGCUGAUAAAGUUGAACCAUGGCCCUAUUUAAAUGAAGCACUCAACAAGUUUCAGGAUCCUGCUGAGGCUGAUAAGCUGUUAAAAAUCCAGAGGGAGUUGGAUGAAACCAAAAUUAUUCUUCAUAAAACUAUUGACAGUGUCCUGGCUCGAGGUGAGAAGCUAGAUAGUUUGGUUGAGAAGAGUUCAGAUCUCAGUGCAGCUUCUCAGAUGUUCUACAAACAGGCGAAGAAAACCAACCAAUGCUGUACAAUCUUGUAGAUGCUUCUGAAGCCAGUGGAUUAUUGAAACUUGAAGUUACUUGGUAUAAUGUUGAAUGUGUGGAGUCGCAAACUUAUCUAUAUCAUUUAUAAAAUGUUUCGAGGCUGGAUUCUUUUGGUUCUUUACCCAUGUGUAUCUUGGUUUACAGCUAAGGGAAAGAUGGAUACUGACUUUGUUAGUAUAUUGGGAAUGUUGUUGUUUCUAUAUAUAUGAUUUCAGCGUGCUUUCUAUUUACAGUAGCUUUAUUCAGCCCAGCCGUGAAUGGUAUGGAGAUAAUUUCAUCUUUGGUGAAUAGUAUACUAUUUUUCUCC
Messenger RNA from Olea europaea var. sylvestris, 1084 nucleotides. RefSeq names its product VAMP-like protein YKT61. Gene Ontology annotation, cellular component: Golgi apparatus; membrane. Bases 174 to 773 code for a protein of 199 amino acids. The transcript is spliced from 6 exons. The record is from RefSeq and is a predicted model, not a curated record. Lineage: Eukaryota; Viridiplantae; Streptophyta; Magnoliopsida; Lamiales; Oleaceae. Gene Ontology annotation, molecular function: SNAP receptor activity. Gene Ontology annotation, biological process: endoplasmic reticulum to Golgi vesicle-mediated transport.